UUUGGGAGGAUCCUAUACUUCUUACAAUAGAGAUAAAUAUCCUAUUAACUUCAAUUAUACCUUCAGGGGAUUAACAGACGAUUUCCCUGUUUGCUUUAACUUCCCCAAUGAUCCUAGAAGCUUUAUUACCACCACCAAAGAAGGAUGUGUUGGGGCCUCUAAAAAAGUAAUUAUAACAGAUUCCUGGUCUCUACGUCAUCGGUCAGCUUGGGUAUUAUUGGCCCGUAUGCCCGGGAUUCUUGACCCCUAUGUAACCCUGCAUUUCAAAUCUCCACCAAAAUAUCCGAAUUGUUAUAAGGUUGCUCCUUCAGACAAAAUAUGGAACACCAUAGACAGUCGUACAGGGUAUCUGACUUGGACAUCUUGUACUUAUGAUUCAAGGAUUGAUUAUAGGAUACCAGGAGGUGGAGAUUAUACUAUUCAGGACUGGAGCAACCUGAAUCCAGGUGAGGAUCCAUUGGCUGAUGAUACAUUUGAGGGCAGAUUCGAGAAUUGGGAUAGGAUUCCUCUUCCUUGGCCAAUACAUGCCACUAGAUGGCAUCAUAAUCAAUUUGUUCCUCCUAUGUUGUCUUAUACAACUAAGAAACAGACCUAUUGGCAACCUGAAAUUUGGAGAGCCCUUGCUGCUACUGCUCCUGUUUCCUUAUACCUCCCAGAUAGCAAUUCUUCUGUUUUAGCUUGUCUACCCUCCCCUUAUGUUUUUCUUUUUAAUAAUGACUCCAAGAGACUUAAUGUAUGCAUGAAUUAUUCAGGUGGACCUAAUAUAGUAACUUGUGAACAAUGUAUGCUUUCAUCUUGUUUGACCCCAAAAUAUAAUGUCUGCUCUUUUGUGGUGUUAAAACACCCACCCUAUCUCAUGAUACCUGUGACCGUGACUAGCCACUGGUAUGACAAUUACGGCCUCGCCGUGUUACAACAACUACAAGAUUUAAUGCGACAACGGCGAUUUGUGGGCUUACUUAUUUUAGGAAUAACAGCUUUAAUAGCAGCAAUUACUUCUGUUACUGCGGCAGCAAUAUCAUUGACUCAACAAGUGCAUACUGCCCAAUAUGUUGAUAUCAUGUCUAAAAAUAUUUCUCUAACUCUAGCAACACAGCAAGUUAUAGAUAGAAAGUUGGAGAUGAGGGUAGAUGCCUUGGAGGAGGCAAUAAUGCAUAUUGGGACUGAGUAACAGGCUUUAAAGGUGAAAAUGGCUCUGUCAUGCCACGCUGAUUACCGGUGGAUAUGUGUGACAUCUUUAAAUGUAAACGAGACAGAUUAUGAAUGGGAAAAAAUUAAAAAUCAUAUUUCAGGUGUUUGGAACAGCUCUGACAUUGGCCUGGACUUAGGGAAACUUCAUAAUCAAAUACAGACCUUGGAACACUCUCGACUGGAUUUUACCACCGCAGGAGCAGCUAAUAACUUUUUUCACACUUUCUCUAACUUCAUUUCAGGGAAAAAAAACAUUCUGUCUAAUAUCUUUAGUUAUGUUGAGGUUGGUGCUCUAUUUUUGCUACUCAUAAUCAUUCUUCCUUGUAUUGUCAGGAUUCUUCGGCAGAACAUUCAGAAGCUCGUGACUGAGCUGCAUUGGGUGUUUUAAGAAAUAGAAAAGGGGGAGAUUCCGGGACCCAGUGUGAGGGAACUCUGCCCAUGGCAAAGGUCAUGAGGAAGGAGGCUUGGCAUAAGCAAAGGCGGAAUCGAGCCUCAGGAGUCCCCCUGAAAAUUCUCGAGCAUAUACUCCCAAAAGCAGAGUCUGCCUACUUUACUGCUUUGUGCUCUCACCUACACCUCUGACUUUACAGGGGGCUGUCCCCCACCACCUCUCUCUGAAAAAGAGUUAACUUACAGCUCCAGUUGAUAAAGCUCCUGGGUGUGAUAAGAGUGUUUCAACCUACAAACUCCUCUGAAGAUUAUUCCGGCCACAUGCGAUUGUUCACAGCCUUCCAACCGUGAAAGGCAUGCGAUGUUCUAAACUGUCUAAAUACAGGUUCCUUUGAGCAGUUAAAAGAUUGAUUAGAAAUUGUAUUGGUGAAGGGUUUUUCACUUGUUGGGCAAAUGUUUGCUGCUGUUUCCAUAUCCCUUACCUACUGUGUUCCUCGCAGUGUAUUGAUUAACAGAGUUGGUGUAUAGGAAUAUAAGUAGUAGCCUUAAUGUUUGUAACCUUGGACCCUUGAGUUAAUUAUUUUCUUGUUAUAGCCCACCACACCUUUGCCCUAUAGGAAUUCAACUUUAUCUAAUGCUUUUGGAGCAUGGUGCCUGACUUUAGAAUAAUCAACUUUAGAGAAAAAUAAGUUUUCUGAAGAAAGGAUCUUAAAAUGUUAACAGGCCUCUUGGCCAGAAGAUGAUGUAAUUCACCAAAACUUUUGAUUAUGAUAAGUUUGUAGGGAGAAAGCCUGGCUUACUGCUAACUUUACCCUUUCCCCCAUUAUACUCUAAGCACAACUUAAGGUAUAAAAACUACUUUGGAAAAUAAAGUGUGGGCCUUGUUUACCAAA
Messenger RNA from Bubalus bubalis (water buffalo), 2474 nucleotides. RefSeq lists its product as uncharacterized. The record is from RefSeq and is a predicted model, not a curated record. Bases 227 to 1171 code for a protein of 314 amino acids. NCBI's taxonomy places the organism in Eukaryota, Metazoa, Chordata, Mammalia, Artiodactyla, Bovidae. The transcript has a single exon. Gene Ontology annotation, molecular function: structural molecule activity.